AUGUCUCGGAAACGUCCCAUCGCUAGCGCUAAGCGCACACGCACUGCGCGGACCUUUGAUGAGGUACCGAAGAAAUCAAAGGUGGUGCUGCUGUCUUGUGGGUCUUUCAACCCAGUGACAAAUAUGCACCUGCGCAUGUUUGAACUGGCAAGAGAUCACCUGGAGGACACGGGACGGUAUGAAGUGGUGAAGGGGAUCCUGUCACCAGUGGGCGAUGGCUACAAGAAGAUAGGCCUGAUCGAGGCCAGCCAUCGGGUGGAAAUGGCCAAGCUGGCGGUAGAGAGCUCCAGCUGGAUUGAGGUGGACAGCUGGGAGAGCAGGCAGGCCGACUGGCAAGAGACAGUCAAAGUGCUACGGCAUCAACAACAGGAACUGCUCUCCCAGGAACCGGACACUGAUGUGGUAGGCACUGCAAAACCUGGCAGGAAAAGAAAACGCAUGGAUGCCAGCAGUGCCACCAAGAGGAGGAAGCUCGAAGAGCCUGAUAUUGCACCUAAAAAAACAGGUAAUAAUUGGAGCUUCCCCUUACACAGUCCCUUUGCCUUCUUACUGCAUUAUGCCGCUCCCCUCGAUGUUUCCGCUGCCUCCUCAGGUGAGCCGCGCGUGAUGCUACUCUGCGGUGCUGAUGUGCUGGAAUCAUUCGGUGUGCCGGGGCUGUGGAAGCCUCAGCACAUCGAGGAGAUUGCCAGCACAUUUGGACUGGUGUGCAUCACCCGCGGCGGAUCGGAUGCGGAAGCCUUCAUACAGGGCUCCGACCUCCUCUUGCCACACCGCAGCAACAUCCACGUGGUGCAGGAGUGGGUGGCCAACGAUGUGUCGGCCACUCGCAUCCGCCACGGGCUGCGGUGUGGCCACAGUGUCCGCUACCUUCUGCCCGACCCGGUGCUCGGCUACAUUCAGGAGCGGCAGCUGUACAAUGCGGAGAGUGAGCAGAGGAACGAAGGGGUUGUGCUGGCUCCUCUCCAGAAAUGUGCAAGAACGCAGGAGUAAGCACAACCCCCCUCUGCCACUCUGCCCUCCUGUAGCCUCGUCAACUUGCCAUUUCCAUCUUCCCAUUGGUUUGGAAUCCCCUUAAUGCAUCACCAAGAGGAGGAAGCUUGAGGAGGCAGAGA
Molecule: messenger RNA, 1112 nt
Organism: Brienomyrus brachyistius
Lineage: Eukaryota; Metazoa; Chordata; Actinopteri; Osteoglossiformes; Mormyridae
Product: nicotinamide/nicotinic acid mononucleotide adenylyltransferase 1-like
Exons: 5
Coding region: 1-990 (329 amino acids)
Biological process (GO): NAD+ biosynthetic process
Molecular function (GO): nicotinate-nucleotide adenylyltransferase activity; nicotinamide-nucleotide adenylyltransferase activity
Source: RefSeq, a predicted model, not a curated record